AUGUAUUCCAAAAUAUUAACGUUAUUGGUUUUAUCGAUUGGAUUUUUGAAUUUCGGUGGUUGCCAAUCUUUACAAUGUCCAAAGGUGCGCACGACCAGUGGAUGGUUGGAUUUGUUUCCAAUCCCCUGUCGAAAGAGCACAGACUGCAGUGUGAUGGGUACUCAACAUCUCUGCUGCAAGGGAUUCUGUACUAAAGGAGUGAAAGCAGCUCAAUUGCGAAUCAACGAGGCGAGUAGUGUAGUCGCUACCAGUAGUUCAAGUACAAGUACAAGUACGAGUACUAGCACAAGCACAAGCACUAGCACGACCACCAGUCCCACCACAACCACAACUACAACAACAACUACAACAACCCCGAGUACCACCAGUUUGACCACCACGACGACGACCACAACUACUCCUAAGCCAACCACCACCACUACUACGGAGCCUCCGCGCCCAUUCCUGCAACUGCUACCCAUACAGACGACACCAAAAGCAGCUCCGGCUAAAAUAGGAAAAAACCAGAAGCUGAUAUGCCCGAAGAGCGUACCAGUUGUGCUGUUUCGAAUUCCCUGUGAGAGCAACUCGCAGUGCCGCGCCAGUAGCGGGCCCGGACAAGUGUGCUGUCAAGGACAGUGUGUGAAAGGAGUGCCCGCGCCGCGACCUACUGUGUCAGAACAAUCACACCAACCCAUACUCGGGGUAAUUCCUCGUGAAUGUCCCUCGACUCCGCUAGGCGAGCUCCUGUUUGAGGUACAGACGUGUAAAACCGACGCUGACUGCUGGCCGCGAGUGUGCUGUCCGGACGGCACGCGCUCCUACUGCCGCACCGCACGCGCUCGUCUGGAUUUGGUACCAGUAGCUAAUAGGAUUGAAGCACCGGUGCGCAUGUUAGAAUCCUACCUGCAAUGUACGGCGCCGCCACAGUUCGACGCGUUCCCUCAGCGCUGCAGCUCUAGCGUAGACUGCUUCCCCAACCUGUGCUGCGCGGAGGGCGGCAAGAGGCACUGUCGGCCCCCACAGCGCAGCCUCUUUGCGCUCCUUGCUGGCGCCGCAGCGAGAUUGGGU
This is a messenger RNA of Brenthis ino (lesser marbled fritillary), 1050 nucleotides long. The record is from the annotation of a GenBank genome assembly. NCBI's taxonomy places the organism in Eukaryota, Metazoa, Arthropoda, Insecta, Lepidoptera, Nymphalidae.